CCGGGGCUAACCUGGUUUGGAUCUGUCGAUAUCACAGCCUCAUACUCUAGGUUAGUGCUUAUCUGAUAUGACACCACCCUUUCUAGUUGUCAUACGAUGCUGUUGCAGCAGGGGUGUCUUCAUGCUCAUUUCUAAAACAGAAAUCAAAAUAAGAGGCAUUCGUCAAAAUUAGGACAAAAGUUCCUGGGCUAAAAAUAAAAACAAUUUAAACAUCUAUAGUAACAAAAAAUAAGUUGAACAGAUUGGUUUUACAAAUCAAUGUGCUGCCUGCUUGAAGAAUGUGAUUGUACAUCGAGGUUGGAGAAUUUAUCAGGCAAUUAGAUGGCGGGGUUAAGGUAGCAUAUAUAUAAUGCACAAAGAAGUUGCACAAGCAUGCUUGAAAAAAACUGAAGUCAAAGUAAAGACAAUGGGAUACAAAUAUGUAAGGCGGUACAGGAGCCUCAGGUCACGUACUAGUAGGAUGAGGAACAGCUUCUACAACAACACAAUCACACUGCUGAACUCGGAGUCCCGACGAUAGAUUUCUCUGGUCCCUCCGUCCCCUUUGUUUAAUCAUUCUGUAUUUCCUGAUUAUUCUGUAUCUUCCCUCUUUCUGUUUUUUUUGUUUUCUUUAUGUACAACUACUACGGACUGACGCAAAACUGCAUUUCGUUGUACUGAUACUUGUAUUCGUGCGAUGACAUUAAAGUUGAAUUGAAUUGAAUUGAAUUGAAUAUACAAUUAUUUUCAGUGCCGUUGCUUGUAGGAUUUCAAGCUGGAUUAUUCUGUCAGGCAUGCCAAACAUUUUACAUGGAGGCAUAAUUAGUACUGCAGGUGCUAUUAUUGGUUACUCACGGGAGCAAACGUCCACUGAGGCUUUUUAUGAAACAUAUCCCCACUUGUAUCAAAUACAAUAUCUGACAGUUAUUGUAACCUAAAUCUGCCUGUAGAACAGCUGAAGACAUUGUGUCCCAGUUGAAAUUAUUAGCUCAACUGUAGCUUGAUAUAAUUUUGGGUAAGAUUUUUUUUGCCCAACGUAUUAAAUUUGUAAACAUGUGAACAAAUUUUGCAGAAUUGUGCCCCAGAACAGAACAUUCUGUACCUAGAUCACACACUGCAGCAAAUUGAAUAUGGAUACCAGUGUAUUUCUUGGGUUAAAAUGCAAUUUGAUUCACAAAGUUAAAUAAAAUGCACAAUUUGGAGUUGCAUUUCUCAACCAUGCCUGUCGCCGACAAUGUGCAAGACUUCCUCCAACUUUGCUCCACUUGAGUGGAGCCCACAAUUUCAGGUGACUCAACUAAGGAAUUUAGGUAACUGGAAAGAACAUGCAAUGUGUACGUUUCUAGUCCGUCGCCGAAAACUGAAAAUCAAUCAGGAUCGAAAGCGAUGUAUUAAACGAUCUCUUGCUUUACUGCAGGCCAGCAGGAGAUCGGGAGAGUCGGGGCUUGUAGCAGGUGCGCACCUCCAGCAGGACCAGGACCAGGACCAGGACCAGCCCCGCCUCGCCGCUGGGAGGAGGAGCACUGGGCUCGGGUGGCUGCCCUGCUGAAUAAUUGAAGACUUCACAUACCUGCAAUGCUCUCCUGCUGGUAUUGAGCUCGCUUCUCUUAACACUUUUAAUUGUUCAAUAUAUGUUUUCAGUUGCACCACUGUAAAUCCUGUGGAGAAAUGCUUGCCUUGUACAGGGACCUCCUGUUGGAAGUUUUCUUGGGUUACAUUUCCAUCUCCCUUUACUAUGGUUUGCCCCCGAUGAUCUGGUACUUCCCGCUUCAGGUUUUGGAAAUCACUGGCUAUGAAGUCUUUGCUGCUGCUUAUGUCACACCUUUAAUAUUAAACAUCUCGGCAGUGUGGAAAUUGGCCAAUAACAAGUAUGUCCUUGCCCUUCUCAGGCUGAUCACUCUCGCGAGCAUUGCUUCGUACCAAGCCUCUCACACUGUCACCCGUCUCUUAACUUUGGCUCUUGGUGUAUGUACGGCUCUACUUGUUCAAAGUGUCACAUGGUGGUCAGCAAACAGCCAGCAAAGGCUCUGCAGAGUUUGGGGUUUCAUUCUGGGUCAUAUUCUACAACUUGUCGUAAGGAUCUGGAGCAUCUCCCUGAACCCAGUGUGGGCCAACAAUAUGUUCAACUCUGUAAUACUGGCUCUGGGUGCCAUUGUGACUUUGGAGAGAAUACGCUCAGAUUUUCAGAAGUUGCCGCAGAUGGAAGAGGAGAUGAAAUCAUCGGCGGAAAAGACGCAUCCUGGUAGUUGCCGCGAUUGGCUUGUGAGUGGGGCUGCGUUUGGGAGUCUGCAGUUCCUCACACACUGGAUCUUCGGUGAGGUCUCGCUCGUUUCUCGGUGGGCAGUGAGUGGCCACCCAAAUGCUGGACCAGAUCCAAAUCCCUAUGGGGGUGUGAUUUUGGUUGCCCUGGCUAUCGGUGUGAUGUUAUCAUUUCGAGUCUCUGUUAACAACGUUGUCCUUUGGCUCAUAGGAGUAGUAUCAGCAAUUUGUCUCUUUUACCUUCGGAGGGAAGGAGCAUUUGCUGCAGGAACUGUGUUGGCCGUUUAUGUCAUGUCGCUCUGGCCCCACCUAAUUGAACGUCUCAUCAGUUCAGGAAGCCCAGGAAAGGCCAUGGGCACGGCGAUGCUGGUGUAUUUGCUGGAGAUCUUCAGCACAGUGUGGUGUAUAGCUUACAACUUUGUACCUGGAGGUGCCAUCACAAGGGAGAAAACAAUGGUGGUUUUGGGAACACUCAUGCAUUUGAUUGGAUUGGGAUUAUUCUUUGGUCAUCGACCUAAAUUGUUUGCAACAGAAGGCAAAAAUGUGGCACAUUUCAAACUCUUGACAAAGUGUGUCAAACAAUUGCUUUGGCUGUUUGUAGGAGUGGGUCUGUUGGGAUUAGGGCAUCGAUUCAUAUUGCAUCAGCAGAAAUUACUCAACCCAGCUGAUAUCCUGUCUGUGAAGAAAGAUUUCUCUGCUAUGAUAUGGUCUUACAGAUUUGGGUAUGACAAUCGAGGUUGGCCAAGUUUGGAAAGAUCUGCUGAGUUUAUUGAACAAACAGGUGCCGAUUUAAUAACAAUAUUGGAAAGUGAUGCCUCUAAACCUUUCCUGGGAAAUAAUGAUCUCACCAUGUGGCUGGGAGAGAAGUUGGGUUUUUACAUGGAUUUUGGUCCAAGCACAAAAGAUCACACCUGGGGAAUAAUGGUUUUGUCAAGAUACCCCAUCGUUCAAUCCAUGCACCAUCUUCUUCCAUCCCCACACGGAGAGAUUGCUCCUGCUAUUUCCAUGACGGUCAACAUCUCAGGGAAUCUUGUGGAUUUGGUUGUUGCUCAUUUUGGCAAUGAACAGGAUGAGUUGGAUAGGAAGUUGCAGGCAGAGUAUAUUUCUAAUACACUGAAGGAAGCACGACAACGUCUUGUAUUUUUGGGCUACGUCACUUCUGCACCUGGCUCCAGAGACUACCAACAGCUUCGAAACAUUGGAAAUGUAAAGGACAUAGAUCAGACUGAUAUGCAUAGAUGGUGCGAGUACAUCAUGUACCGUGGACUAAUAAGGUUGGGCUAUGCCCGCAUUUCGCAUGGCGGUUUAAGUGAUACAGAAGUCCAGUUGGGAAAAUUUCAGAUUCCUGAUGACCAGAAUCAUUAUGAAGAUAAUAACAAGAUUGAAAUUGAUCCUCGAGUAGUACCUGAAGAAAUUCACUUUAAUCCCAGGUUUGGAUCCUAUAAACGUGGACACAACUAUGAACACAUACACCACUUUCAUAUGAGCACACCAAAGUACUUCCGUAAGCAGAAUGAAAAAGGGAAAAAUUAAAAGCAUAUGUGAUCGCACAAUUAAUUGCAGGAAUCUGAAACACAUUUAAUAUUUCUGUAUAUAAGCACAGUUGUUCAACUCUUUAUUAAGUAUCUUCCCAUGUGCUGGCAGGAACUUUAGGAACCUUAUAUAAGGCCAAUGUUUUAUAAUAGGAUCUACGGCAUUUGUUACUAAAUUCUGAGAGAUUGUAGAACGUUUCAAAACAGUCCAUGUUAUUGAUUCUUCCCGUUGGCUAUUAUGUUCCACAUACCUUUCAAAUGUUUCUCAUAGUAUGUAUUCUAAUAUGCAGAAAUUUUAUCAGUCUGAAGGGUCUGACCUAUCCGUCCUCCACAGAUGCUGCCUGCCUAAGUAUUCCAGCACUUAAAAAAAAUAAAUCCUAUUGUUACUUUCAUGCAUUUGGAAAUUUGAUAAAUUAAUAAAUAUUUAUCGCACCAUUUGAUGACAACUGGGAUAUGACAAGGUUGUUCUUGACACAGUAAUAGUGGAAAUAAAUAUACAUGUAAAAACAGCUAACCUGCCUGUUAGUUCCAAACACUAUAACAUCAAAGCUCUCUAGACAUUCAGAUGGAUUCCCUUACAGUAUUAUGCUUUAUGAAAACAGUGAAAACUCACUCUAAAUUAUGUCAAUUGUUUUGUACUGGAUGUGUAAUUUUCUGAAGAUACAUUUGUGGAUAUGUUCUUGGAAAAUGAUAAAACUCUGGUAUACCUAACUGAAUAACACUACUGUAAAAUUCUGAUAACCCCCACCCAUGCGACUUUGGUGUUCGAUGCGCCGAUUUUUCAGACCAUUGGAUAUUACUCCAAUGCCCCUAACACACUGAUAUUUCAUCUUUUUUUUAAAUGUUACAUGAUGGUAUAAUAUUUUUGAGUGAGCCUGUAAGCCAAAGGGAGUGAAAACUGAAUCCUGGUGAGUUUUAUACGGAAAGGGGAAAUAAAAUCCUGAGUUUCAGCUUGUGUAUUUUAGCACAAAACGACCCUAAUUCCUGACCCCAGUUGCACACCCAUCCCACAAUCCAGACUCUAGCUCUGACCACACACUGCCCUGGCUCAAACUGGGAAUUAAUGAGCAAGUUAGAUGCUGAACCAUUGGGAUUUCUGAAUUAACGAGGAUUAUUAGAGUUUUACAUGUGGUAGCAUAUUGUAGAGGACAAACGAGAAAUAUUUAUAAAGUGUGGAUAAUCUUAAAGAGCAUGGAUCAAACUGACUUUUGGAAGUAUGAUUGAUUGUAGACAAGAAAAAAAGAGCAAUGGGAUUGAGGUUUGUACCAAAAAAGUUCUAACAAACCUGAAUCACGCAGUCCAUUUUGGCCAACUGCCAUCCUAAAAUGUACAUUGGAACAUAAAAAGUACAUUGGACCAAAUGUGCAAUGUAGAUUCAUUAGGUUGAAGCAGUUAUCCUUUUUGAAGAAGUAAAUAACCGAGGUACUCACUGAAGCAGGAGUAGCGAAAUAUUCAAAAUGUUGAAGUUAAAAAAUAUAUAAGAUUAGUUUCAUUUUUCAGUGAAUUUAGGGGUGUAAAAUCAAAACUAGAAUGAAAUGGAGGAUUAGAAAGUUAAUUAUAAAUGGCUACUGAGACAACAACAUCCUUGGCAUAUUCUUAACAACAGUAAUACUGCUAUAAAACGGAGGACUUUAGAGCUUUAUGAAAGGGAUGUGAAGGGUGCUAUAUUAAAACAUAUUCCUUUUGGAUGUGAAAAAAUUGCAUGAAAUUUUAUUUUUUGUAGACUAAUAGCAACAGCCUAAAAUUUGGUUGGCUGAAGAGAUGACAUAAUACCAAUUUCUAAUAUUCAUGGUGCCUUUUAAUAAAAUUUGAAAUUUACAAUACCAGAAUGUUUAUUGUAACAUUUAACAUUUUGUUCUACUUUCCAAAUUACAUAUGUUCUGUUUGAGAAUAUUUUGCAAAACUUGAAAAUUGCUCAGUGUAGAUAUUAAGUACUUUGUUAGUUAAAUGGUAUAAUCAAAUGAGAGCAAAAACACAAACACAUUUUUCCCAAUUCCCUUUCCUCUCUCAUCCUCUGAACAAUAAUGUAUACCUUUUCUUCCUCUGUCAAUACACUUUCCCUGGGACGCUAAACCUUUUAGGCUGUGCUUUGUAGCUUGAUAUUUCUCGCUUUAUCAAGGCUGUCCAUUUACUGUUUACCGUUAGCCUGCUAUUAAUCCUCUUUCCCAGCUUUUUCUCAACAACACAACCUCCAAAAUACCAAAGACCAUUUGGAUGUGCAUCGCCAGAGAAAGUUAAGUUAGAUGAGGAGAAGCGAAUAAUUGAGACACAAAUAUUUGAGAAGAUGAGCAAUAGUAAAAAGUCCCCAACUGCAGAGGAAGUGGGUGGAUCUGAAAGGGGGCAGUAGGAGAUCACCAAAGCCUGCAAAUGUUCAAGUUAAAAUAACCAAAUACCAGUCAGAAGCAGGAAUGAUUAGAGGUCCCUGGUUUAAUAUUGUGCAGGAAUGAACUGCAGAUGCUGGUUUACACCGAAGAUAGACACAAAAUUAGAGAUGCUACCUGACCCGCUGAGUUUAGUAUUGGUUUAAUAUUGUUUAGUUUCAAUUAGCAUGUUACAAAAAAGACAACGAUGGCCAGAGGACACGAGUAAUUGGUAAAUUUCCAUUGAAGAUAAUAGUCCAAAGCUUUGAUGCUGGAAAGUUAUAAGAAAAGGAAACAUUAAUAAUGAGUAGGACGGAACUGUAGAUGCUGGUUUACACCAAAGCUAGGCACAAAAAUGGCUGUGUAUCUCAGCGUUUCAGGCAGCAUCUAUUGAGAAGGAAUGGCUGAAUUUUCGGGUCAAGAUCCUUCUAGACUAAAGAAAGGUCUCAACAAGCAACGUCACCCAUUCCUUCUCUUCAGAGAUAAUGCCUUUCCCGCUGAGUUACUCCAGCAUUUUGUCUCUAACAUUAGUAAUUAAUUGAAAGUUCUUAGAAUGCAAGAGCGAGGGAAGGGGAGGGGGGUAGAUCAUGUGAGAAUUAUAUACACUUGAGGCCACAGUUCAUGUAUUGUACACAGUUUUUGUCACCACAAUGAGAAAAUGUCUGCAGAGAUUAUCAGAACCAGAAAUUUUAAAUUAUGAAGAAAGAUUAGAUAAACAGGAAUUGUUUUGUUUAGAACAGAGGAGGCUGAAAUAAGUCUUAACUGAAGUAUAAAAAUCCAAGGGGCCUGAUUUGAGUAUAUAGAAAUGACCAACUUCCUUUGGUCGAGGAGUAAAAACCAGGAGGUUAAUUAACAAGUGCAGAAUAUUAACAAAUAUGUUUUAUUCAGAAAGUAAAGGGAACUCUGCCUGAAAAGAUGGUUGUGUCAGAAAAGCCACAUGUCUGAAUGAGCACUUAAAGAGCUAUGACCCGUAAGGCUAUGGAUCAAGUCCUAGAAGGUGGCUUUACAUUGAAUAGCCUUUUUCAGCUGGCCUAGGCAGAAUGGCUAGCUUCUGUCUCUUCAAUGUUUCUAUCUUUCUACAAUCUGCACGUACACAAAAUGUGGCCUUUGUUUUAGGCAUCUGGUUUUGAACGAGCAUUUGGCUACAUUUCAGAAUGAUAUCAAUAAACAGAUGAAAAUUAAAUUAAAAAAAAAAAAAUCACUAAACGCACAAUCUGUCGAAACAGAUCUAGUAUUUUCAGGUUGAUGACCAUUCAUUAGAAACUAAAGGGUUGUCUCUACAGGGAAAAAAACAGCCCAUAUUCGAAUUUUAAAUAGGAACGCUUAAUAAUAUGAACAUUAGCGCAUUCCAUUAAAAGGGAGAAUAAGCAAACUUCAUCUCCCACAUGCACUAUCGGUGCAUACUUCUAAUGCGCAAUCUAAAUUAAAUUGCUUCAAGAAGCAUGUUUAUUAUAAGCAAAAUAUUGUCAUUGGGAUAAGGGUUUUUAGGGGUUAAAGAGUUUCAAACUCAGAAUUACAAAGUUACUUUUACAGGAUUGUGAAACCCAAACGUCUUUUCAAUAGAAAUAUGUUUAUUUUUGUUACUGCAAGCUAAAAAAGCAAAUUAUUCUAUUUUAUAAUAACAGGU
Messenger RNA from Leucoraja erinaceus (little skate), 7757 nucleotides. RefSeq names its product PGAP2-interacting protein-like. The transcript is spliced from 16 exons. The record is from RefSeq and is a predicted model, not a curated record. Gene Ontology annotation, biological process: GPI anchor biosynthetic process. NCBI's taxonomy places the organism in Eukaryota, Metazoa, Chordata, Chondrichthyes, Rajiformes, Rajidae. The coding region runs from base 1648 to 3771 and encodes 707 amino acids. Gene Ontology annotation, cellular component: endoplasmic reticulum.